Molecule: messenger RNA, 1228 nt
Organism: Pelobates fuscus (common spadefoot toad)
Lineage: Eukaryota; Metazoa; Chordata; Amphibia; Anura; Pelobatidae
Gene: CH25H
Product: cholesterol 25-hydroxylase
Exons: 1
Coding region: 21-887 (288 amino acids)
Biological process (GO): cholesterol metabolic process; sterol biosynthetic process
Cellular component (GO): endoplasmic reticulum membrane
Molecular function (GO): iron ion binding; steroid hydroxylase activity; C-4 methylsterol oxidase activity
Source: RefSeq, a predicted model, not a curated record
UGGAGCAGCAUCUGCAUUGAAUGUUCAGAAUAAUGAACAACAGCCAAACUCUCACAACUGUUACUCUCUGCAGCAACAGAAGCAACUAUGAGGCAAGUUCCCUAUUCCUUCAGCAUAUCUGGGAUUUCAUCUUGUCCCAUCAAGACAUCAUCAGGUCUCCCUUCUAUCCAGUCCUGUACUCCUUCACAGUCUACCUGGCUUUCUGCAUUCCUUACCUGAUCUUGGAUGCAGUGGCUCCUGUCUUCCCUGCUCUGAAGAGGUGCCAGGUGCAGCCACGUGGUGCCAGACCCACGUUGGCCAUGGUGAUGCACUGCUUGGCACACACGGUGUACAGCCACUUGGUGUUCAUCUUCCCAGUCACCGUUGCCUAUUGGUACUGGAGACCAGUGAACCUGCCACGUGUGGCACCAGAACUCCACCGCCUGGUCCUGGAUGUGGUGGCAUGUCUUCUCCUGUUUGACUUUCAGUAUUUUGUGUGGCAUGUGCUGCACCACAAGAUCCCCUGGCUGUACAAGACAUUCCACAAGAUGCAUCACAAGUACACCUCCACCUUUGCCCUGGCCACCCAGUACUCCAGUGCCUGGGAGAUGAUGUCCCUUGGUUUCUUUGCUGGGGUGAGUCCUAUUGUGCUGGGGUGUCACCCCAUGACAGAGAUGGCAUUCUUCGUGGUCAACAUCUACCUGUCUGUGGAAGAUCAUUGUGGGUAUGACUUCCCUUGGUCAACACACAGACUCAUCCCAUUUGGUCUGUGUGGUGGACCUGGACAUCAUGAUAUGCAUCAUGAAAAAUUUGUCUCUAACUAUGCUCCUUAUUUUACACACUGGGACAAGCUAUUUAAUACACUUGCACAGAAGUCUGUGACGAAGGAAACGAGCAAAGAUACAUGAUCACGCUUACAAGAUAUGUUCCAUGCUGGAAGAAUAUUCUGCACUGAAGAGACAAGAGGAUGUCCAUUCCUGAAUUAGUGGACUGAGGUUGAGGACCAUCUUCUGGGAAUACAAGAUAAGACUUUAAGAAAACUGAGUAUGUCUUGUACAGUACACUCUUGAAACUCACGUGCUGAGUUCUAAGCCCUGACAGUAUUUAUCAUCAGUAUCUUCAAUCAACAUUAGCACUUCCGUUAUUAGAAUGCUCACAGAGUUCUAUGGUCAAUGAUGGGUCCAGCUGUGAGCAUCCUUCAGCCUAUCUCCAGUUGUUCAAGUUGUUUACUGCAGUCUUUCUAAUGAGA